Chroicocephalus ridibundus (black-headed gull) is the source of this 2200-nucleotide messenger RNA. It is a transcript of the gene GALK1, whose product is annotated as galactokinase 1. The transcript has 7 exons. Gene Ontology annotation, cellular component: cytosol; cytoplasm. Gene Ontology annotation, biological process: galactose metabolic process; carbohydrate phosphorylation. The coding region runs from base 25 to 1230 and encodes 401 amino acids. Lineage: Eukaryota; Metazoa; Chordata; Aves; Charadriiformes; Laridae. The record is from RefSeq and is a predicted model, not a curated record. Gene Ontology annotation, molecular function: ATP binding; galactokinase activity.
GACGGGGGGCGGAGCGGAGCGGCCAUGGCGGAGGCGGUGGCGGAGCCCGGGUCUGUCCCGCUGCUGGCGGCCGCCCGCCGGGCGCACGGAGAGGCUUUCGGGGGGGCGGCGGUGCUGGCGGCGUGGGCCCCCGGCCGGGUCAACCUCAUCGGCGAGCACACCGACUACAACGGCGGCUUCGUGCUGCCCAUGGCCCUGCAGCUGGGGACGGUGCUGGUGGGAUCCCCCACGCAGGACGGGACCAUCUCCAUCCUCACCACCUCGGCGGAGGCGGACGAGCCCCACAGGGUGCAGUUCCCAGCUCCCCGCCAAGGCAGCCCUCUGAGCCCGGGGCAGCCGCGCUGGGCCAACUACGUCAAGGGCGUCAUCCAGCACUACCGGGGUGGUCCCGUGCCGGGCUUCACCGCCGUGAUAGCCAGUGACAUCCCCCUGGGCGGCGGCCUCUCCAGCUCCGCCGCUCUGGAGGUGGCUACCUACACUUUCCUCCAGCAGCUCUGCCCUGAUGACGGUGAUUUGGUAGCCAAGGCACUGGCGUGCCAGAAAGCAGAGCACACGUUUGCCGGCAUGCCCUGUGGGAUCAUGGACCAGUUCAUAUCUGUGAUGGGCAAGGAAGGCCAUGCGCUGCUCAUUGACUGCAGGUCCCUGGAGACCAUCCUCGUCCCGCUGACUGACACCAGCUUGGCCGUCCUCAUCACCAACUCCAACGUGCGGCACACACUGACGGGCAGCGAGUAUCCCACACGCCGGCGGCAGUGCGAGGAGGCAGCGUCGGCGCUCGGCAAGGCCAGCCUGCGAGAUGCCACCAUGGCUGAGCUGGAAGCGGCCAGGAGCCGUCUGGGCGAGGAGGUGUACCGGCGGGCCAGGCACGUCGUCGGUGAGAUAGCACGGACAGUCCAGGCAGCGCAAGCACUGCAGGACAGGGACUACAAGACAUUUGGGAGGCUGAUGGUGGAGAGUCACAACUCCCUGAGGGACGACUACGAAGUGAGCUGCCCGGAGCUGGACGAGCUGGUAGCGGCAGCUCUGGAGGUCGAUGGGGUUUACGGCAGCAGGAUGACCGGGGGAGGCUUCGGAGGCUGCACGGUGACAUUGCUGGAGGCUGGGGCUGCAGAGAGAGCCCAGCACCACAUCCAGGUACGCGGCAGAAAAGUGCUGGGAGAAUUGACUCAAAGAUCCCAAGGAAACACUCAGGGGCAUGGCCCGGGGACGCUGUUGGAGCUGUGCUCCUGAGGCACUCAGGGUUGGCGUAGCCCAUCUGGUGCCGCGCAGGGAUAGCCCCAGGUCUGUCGAUGCUACUAAGCUCUUGCAGUUCAGCAUCGUGCUGGUCGUGCAGCACUGCCCAAGGACCUUACUGCAUUGAGAAAGUGAGCAAAAAGGUGCUGGGUGAGCUUCAGGAAGGCUAACUCUAUCUAGGGAAAAGCAAUCCAAGCUAAGCUUAGGCAAUGCUGAGUUUAAACCGGCACUUACAGCCCGGGAAAAAUCUCAGUGCUGUCAUCAAUGUUCUCUAAAUCAGCAGCUCAGCCUGCGCCAGGAGCUGAAAAUGCCAGCAAAAUGGGGGUGUCAGGAGAUGGGGGCAGUGAACGAGGCAGCGCCUUAUUUCGCUGCUGUAUGAGAUCAUGGUGAGCCCUGUAAAUAGUGGGGGGGAUAAAGAAGGGGCAGAGGAAGGUGUCCAAAUGAGGAGAGACUGAAAGGACGCUGCCUCUGCCAUCUGACGAGAAGCUGGGAGAGAGGGAACGUGACCAGGAGUUACAAAAGAGCGAAGGGAGUAGAUCGGGUGAGUGUGGAACUGACCCUCGCAUCCUCCAAAAUAAGAACCAGCGACCGCUGGGUGAGUGAGGAGGGAAACAGCGCCAAGGAAGCCCUGCGCAGGGCUGGCGGUGAGUUUUCUGCUGUCGCCAGAGGCCGUGGAGGUUGGCGGCAUCAGCAGGGUCAGAAAGGGGUUGGAAAAAGUCACAGAGAAUAGUCCCUGAGGGGCUGCUGGAGGCUGAGCUUGGGGAUGUGUUGAUAGCCUCCCUGCCCCAUGCUGUGGACGGCCCAAGGGACCCCAGGCAGUGGCCAGGACAGCACGCUGUCCCCCCAAAAAAACAUCUGGAGGGGCAGCUGGGCCAGCUGCACGGCUGGGCUGGCCAGCAGGGCCCCAGCUCCAGCAGGUCUUGCCUGCACCAGCCCAAAAGCACCCCCCAGCCCAGGCACUUACUGC